GCUGCCAUGUGAUCUCUAACGACAAAACUGAGCGACCGACUCUCUGUCUAACUUUCUUUCUCUGAAGGUGGAUCCGUUUCUCGAUGAUGAUUUGUCAGACACCAGGACCUCGGAGACGAUUUUAGUAGUCUACUAUAUUACAUAGACCCUAGUCUAUUUUAAUCGGCGAUUUAAGAAAAAACAAGCAUAGUGGCUCAGGCUUUGACAGAUUAUUCAAGACUAGUUUCACAUAUUGCGCGCGUAAAGGCUACUCCGGACUUCUUUUUCAUGCUUAUUAACAUAAUGUAGGUUAUUCUGUUGGCGAUGUCAGCAUAUGUAACCCGUUGCUCUAACGUUUCCCAGUGGUUAUUUUUGGGAAAGCAUUUCUGAGAGUGCUCUUCUUAAGCCAACAAAGCACUGCUCCGGUGGGAACAUGACUAACGUUCUCUAAUGAAUCCUUUUUUUCUGUGUUUUGCAGAUUUAUUAAGAUUGUUUCAACAAAUUAACCCUCCCAGUUUGAUCUAGUAAGCUUUAAGAAGGAUUGGAGUAGUCACCUGUAUCUAGGACUAGACACCUGCAACAUUGUUUGGCACAGGAUCUUAUUUACGGCACAGGAUCUUUUUGCGCUUAAACAGGUGGGAUUAUGGAAUCUGUUCAUUUUUUGGAGCAGAAUAACUUUACUUCGAGCGAGGUGUCACUGGUACAUCCGUUGUGCACAGAAUGGAAAAGAGACCCAGAAGGAUCCGUUUUUCAUCUCGCUAAUAUCCUCCUGGUACUAGGCUUCAUGGGAGGUAGUGGAUUUUACGGCUUGAUCUAUAUGUUCAGCUUUAUGUCCCUCGGUUUUUUGUGCUACUCCAUUUGGGCAUGGUCCAAUCCGUGCACCACGGACUCGUUUUCGUGGGCUUUUGUCCUGUUUGUUAUUUCUGUUGCUCAAGUCGUCCAUGUCGCAUACCGCCUGCGGAGUGUGACUUUUGAUAAGGACUUCCAGGAUCUCUAUGGAUGCAUGUUCAAAAAGUUGGGCGUGUCUCUCAGUCACUUCGGCAAGAUCGUCUCUUGUUGCGAGCAGGAAAUCCAUACGAUCGAAAAAGAACACUACUUUGCAGUGGAGGGCAAAACCCCUAUAGAUAAACUGUCUGUUCUACUCUCUGGGAGAAUCCGUGUUACAGUGAAUGGAGAAUUUCUACACUAUAUCUACCCUUUCCAGUUCUUGGAUUCACCUGAAUGGGAUUCACUCAGACCGUCGGAGGAGGGAGUUUUCCAGGUAACACUAAGAGCAGACGAUCGCUGCACAUAUGUCGCUUGGAGACGCAAGAAGUUAUAUCUGCUCUUUGCCAAACACCGCUAUAUCGCAAAGAUAUUUGCGCUAGUGGUGCGCAAUGACAUCGCCGAUAAGCUAUACUCUCUGAACGACAGAGCGCUGGACGCACACGGCUUCCGCUAUGAUCUACGUUUACCCAGCUUCUGUCACACGCCGCAGACACCGUUAGAAAAACCACACAACAGUUAAAAAACUCGCCUUGACACUAGAAUGGCCUAGAAUGUCCUCCCAAUUAUUCAGGAGAAAGUAAGUCUUAAGGAAAUAAGAAGGAAGUCUACGAGGGAGGUGUAUAUCCCAGAGACUCCCCCUUUUCACCUUUGUACAAAAGUCCUCAUGUCGCAUGUUCAAUACACUAUCCAUGCCUAAAAUUCAAGCUUAAUUUUCAUGCAUUCUCUCUCUGUUAUUUGCAUAAUAGUAAAAAAUUGCCUACACUUGCUAUUAUUAGCUAUAUAUGUGUGUCUUAUUAAAUCACUGACCUAUGUUUGAAUAGCUCUUCUCAGCUGAUUGUCUAAACGGCAUUUAGCUAAUGCUUUUGCACAUCUGAAUUCCAGAA
Molecule: messenger RNA, 1850 nt
Organism: Hemibagrus wyckioides
Lineage: Eukaryota; Metazoa; Chordata; Actinopteri; Siluriformes; Bagridae
Gene: popdc3
Product: popeye domain containing 3
Exons: 3
Coding region: 623-1486 (287 amino acids)
Cellular component (GO): sarcolemma
Molecular function (GO): cAMP binding
Source: RefSeq, a predicted model, not a curated record